CCCUCCACCUCCCCCUCCCCCUUUCCCCCCUCUUUCAUAUGCAUUGGGUUUCGUUACUUGCGUGUCGAGAAUAAUCCACCCCUCCUCUCGCUGAAAGUGGUUUCUUGCUGCCUGUCGUUUCCGUGGCUGUGUGUUGUUGUUAUUGUUGUUGAUCCUCCUCGUUCCCGCACGUUUCAGGGGAUUCUUAUCUUCUCUCCCGUCUUCACCUCGAUUCGUCCGAAAAGUACGACAACUACUAGAUCAAUUCUAGUGCGACACUUCCCAACCGUGGUGGCUCGUCUCUCUGCACGAGUGAGAUCGCGCACGUUCGGGCCCCGGUGGAGCCAGCUAGCCUUCCUUGCGCAUCGCACGCCCUCAAUCUAAUCUCAACACACAACAAUAAAUAAAUCUGGUCCUGUCGCUUUGACGCUCGCUGCAUAUAAUUUCGACUUGCACCAUGAAGCCCUCAACGAUCGUACUCUGUCUCAUCCCGACGAUAGCCCUCGCCGUCGAAGCCGACCGGGCACCUUCGCCCACUCCCUCGUUGCCGGACACCACCCCGCCUGCUCCCUUACCUGAGAUCCAAUUCCGACCCGAUCACCAAGAAAACGUGCUGGGGGUUCAACAAGAGAGUCGACUGCCAGAACGGGGUCUACAGAGCGGCGACGAGGCCGCACUCGACAGCGGACUGGGCACGCCGGCCGCCUCGUCGCGGGACACCAAGACCCUGCGCGCUCGCAGCGAAGGCACCCUCGGACAGACGCCUUGGAUCGGAAUGGCCAUCGGAUUGACCUGUACAGCGCUGGCGGCCGUCAUGCUAGGCUGAAGGGUAGUCGCAACGCAUCGUCUUCCAUUCUCGCAUACGGAGUUUUUCCUCAUUUUCAAAUUACCCCCCUUUUGACGACAUUUGACCGGCAACCGCGAAUCGGAAACGGCUGGUCGACUAUUUUAUUUCUGCCUACGAGCGCAUCGCAUACUCUUAUUGGGUCCGACCCUCUCAGACCUGCAUUUCAUCUGCAGUGGACUGGUCACGUAAUAACGUGUGGAUACCGGACACGGUUCCUGCAGGUUCCUGUUCUAUACCAUCUUCUUUGCAUGCAUACCCAAGCCACAUGUAUAGAUUAGGUUUUUUUUUUUUUUUUUUUUUUUUUUUUUUUUUUU
Messenger RNA from Aspergillus saccharolyticus JOP 1030-1, 1140 nucleotides. RefSeq lists its product as uncharacterized. Lineage: Eukaryota; Fungi; Ascomycota; Eurotiomycetes; Eurotiales; Aspergillaceae. The record is from RefSeq and is a predicted model, not a curated record. Bases 437 to 805 code for a protein of 122 amino acids. The transcript has a single exon.